AUGAGAGACAAAUUAGGAGGUGAUGAUGAGCCUUACUAUGAUAGUUCAGAUCCAGAUAGCUUUGAAUCUGAAUCAGAUCUGGAAGGGGAGGGUGAUCCUGUAUCUGAUGAUGAUGUAGAUGGGGAAGAUAAUAUGGGACAGUUAAGGGGAAGGAAAAAAACAAAUAGAGUGGUGUAUGAUCCUUCUACCAAAAUUGUUACUUGGCAACUGGGGAUGGUAUUUGAGAAUGUGAAGGAAUUUAGAGAAGCAGUUACCAAGUAUGCUAUAAAGAAAGGUAUCCAGCUAGUUAAGGAUCCCAAUGAGCCAUAUAGGGUCAGAGUUAAAUUCAAAACUGGUUGUCCUUGGUUGUUGUUUGCUAGCAAGGAAGGUAGGAGUACAAACUUCACAAUCAAGACUUAUAAUCCAAGACACAAAUGUCAUAAAACCACUUACAACUAUCUGUGUAAUUCAAAAUAUGUGGCAAAGCAGUUCAAAGAUAGAAUUACCUCACAACCUAGAAUUAAAGGUUGGAAAAUUCAGGAUAUGGUGAGAAAAAAGCUUGGUUUAUAUGUUGGUAAGACUGUUUGUUUGAAGGCCAAAAAACUUGUGUUGAAAGAAAUUAUGGGGGAUCAUGUUGCUGAGUUUGGUAGGAUUCUAGACUAUAGGGAUAUGCUACUCAAAACAAAUCAUGGUAGCACAUGUGCAGUAAAAUUGACAGACACAGAUGAUGGGCAGAAGCAGCUUUCCAGUUUCUACAUUUGUUUUGCAGCUAUGAAGCAGGGGUUUAUGGAGGGUUGUAGGAGAUGUAUAGGGUUAGAUGGAUAUUUUUUAAAGGGCGUUUGUAAAGGGCAACUGUUGGCAGCAGUAGCAAAGGAUGAGAAUAACCAAAUGUUCCCAAUAGCUUGGGCUGUUGUAGGCACUGAAAAAAAGCAAACAUGGAGUUGGUUCCUCAAGUUAUUGCAAACUGAUUUGAACUUGGGAGAUGGCAGGGAACUCACCAUGAUAAGUCUAUGUUCAGCUGUUGAAGAGAUUUUACCUGAGCGUGAGCACAGAAUGUGUUCUAGACACAUUCUGGCAAACUGGGCAAUAAAAUGGAGAGGGAUUGAAAGAAGAAAAAGAUUCUGGAGUGUUGUUAGAUCAAUAUUUGAGUCUGAAAUGAAAAUAAAGCUAGAUGAUCUUGAUAAAUUGGGUCAUAACAUUUAUGAAGACCUAGUUAAAUACAACAAAGCAAGAUGGUGCAAAGCAUUCUUCCAAACAUUCUCCAAAUGUGACAGUGUUGACAAUAACAUGUGUGAAAGCUUCAAUGCUUGGAUAUUGGGCCCUAGACACAAGACAAUCAUAUCAAUGCUAGAGGAAAUAAGGGUCAAAGUUAUGAGUAGGAUAGCAAAGAUGAGAGAUUUUGCCGAAACUUGGCAGGAUGGUGUAUCUCCAAUGACCAUGAUGGUGUUUAAUACUAAUGUUGAGAGGUCAAUGAGGGUUGACUUCAUGUUUAAUGGAGAUACAGGCUUUGAACUCAAAGAUGGUCCAUGCAAGUUCAUUGUAGAUUUAAGAACAGGCUACUGCAGUUGCAUGUCUUGGGAAAUGAAAGGCACUCCAUGUCCACAUGCUAUAACAACAAUGCACUUCAAGAGACUUGAUCCUUCAGAGAAUAUUAUACAUUGGUACAUGAAAGAGACCUACAUGAAGGCAUAUUCACACUUCAUACAACCAGUUCCCAACAUGAAAAUGUCUCCAGAAAGUAGUAACCCCAAGCAUAGUUUGCCUACAGCCAGAAAGGUUUAUACUGGCCCUUUAAUUGAUUCUACCCAUGUUACUGGUGAUAUUGGAUAUAAGCCUUCUAAAGGUUUGAAAUGGAAAGGGAAGGAAGCUGUGACUCAAAGACAACUUCAAGUCUAA
Nicotiana tabacum (common tobacco) is the source of this 1875-nucleotide messenger RNA. RefSeq lists its product as uncharacterized. NCBI's taxonomy places the organism in Eukaryota, Viridiplantae, Streptophyta, Magnoliopsida, Solanales, Solanaceae. The record is from RefSeq and is a predicted model, not a curated record. Gene Ontology annotation, molecular function: zinc ion binding.